AAAAAGAGGGCUCGUUCAAGAUGCAAGUGGAUCACAAAUGACAAGUCUUCUGCUUCUUUGGCCAUGAAUGAGAAAUCUAUUUAAAGAACAAACACGUCAUAUGAAAGGGUACGUAAUUUCUUCUGAUUUUCUCAAGUAAAACGUACAGCAGAUAUGGGCGUUCCUGACUUUUUCAUGUGGACGUCAUUUGCUUUGGCUUCUCUUCUUCUUCUGACCAUGGAAUCAUGCUCCUCACUCACACCUGUUGACAACUACUUACUCGCUUGUGGUUCUUCUGUUGAUAUACGCUUCGAGGGUCGAACUUUUCUCCCUGAAUCUGUCUAUGAUAAACGUACUUUACAAUUGAAAAGCCAGAAAUCUAUUGCUGUUACCACUCAAUCUCGUGCUCCAUCUCCAAUCUACCAGUCAGCCAGAAUCUUUUGGGGUAGAGCUUCAUAUAUAUUCAGAAUUGGACAUCCAGCUCAGCACUGGAUCCGCCUCUACUUCUACCCUUUCCCCAACUCUCACCAGAACUUGCCUUCUUCCUCAGUAACAGUAGUCGCUGAUGGGGUUGUGCUUCUCAAAGAUUUCAACUUCAUGAAGUAUGGUGGCUCUCACUUGUUCAAGGAAUAUGUAAUCAAUAUCACAUCCCCCACAAUGACCCUCACAUUCAUCCCUUCUGCCAACUCAUCUGUGUUUGUUAAUGCAAUAGAAGUUGUCUCCACACCGGGUGAUCAAGGCAUUUAUGUAAUCAACAACACAUCAGUUCAUCUGUUGCAUCUUUCAAAAUUUGUCCUGGAAACUGUUUACAGGUUAGAUAUGGGUUAUGAAUCCCUCACCACUCGGAAUGACGAACUUGGUCGGAACUGGGAGGGUGAUGAGAAAUACUUGGCCUCCAAUAGUAGGGCGCUGAAUAUUUCAAUUGAUACUAAAGAAAGCAAUUUUGGAUACCUUACGUCUGUCAUAGCACCAGAUUGGGUCUAUGCUACAGCCAAAGCCAUGGCAGAUGCAGGAAGCCCCGACUUACGUUGGAUCUUCUCUGUAAAUCCAAAUGACAACUAUUUUGUUCGGGUACACUUCUGGGAUAUCAUAAGCAAGCCGGAAGAGAUGGGAAUGUUCAACCUGUUUAUCGAUGGUGUAGCUUAUGAAAAACGCCGUCUUUACUCUCCAGAUCCUAGAAUUUCUGGGCAGGAGCGACAUUACAUGGAUUUUGUUGUGUCUACAAGAGGAAACAAUUUGACAGUAACUGUUGCUCCUGAUAGAACGACAAAUAGUACAAAUGCUACCAUGAACGGGCUGGAGAUAAUGAAGAUCAUUGAUGAAGUUAGAGCCUUGGACGGAAGGGCUUGCGUGAAAUUAAUAGUUGGAUCUGUCUUGGGUGCUGCAGCCUUCCUAGUUCUCAUUGUAGUAACUUUAUGUUACUUGAAAACUCACAGGUCAAGGGCAGGCUCCAGAGGCACGACCAGAUCAUGUAGGCUUUUCACUUUGCAAGAAAUCAGUGAAGCAACUAACAACUUUGAGGAGGGUCUGCUUCUUGGAGAGGGUGGUUUUGGCAAAGUCUACAAAGGAAUGAUGAAUAACGGGAAAGAAGUAGCCAUCAAAGUGGCUAAUCCCCAAUCAGGACAGGGUCUUCGUGAAUUUGAGAAUGAGAUUGAAUUGCUAUCCAAGCUCUCUCAUCAGAAUCUUGUCUCUCUGAUAGGAUACUGUAAUGAAGACUCUCAAAUGAUUCUAGUCUACGAAUUCUUGGCGAAUGGAUCUUUGAGUGGUCAUCUCCAUGGGACAAACUUUCUUCCUUUAUCAUGGAAGCGAAGACUGGAAAUAUGCGUUGGGACUGCGAAGGCUCUUCAUUACCUACACACAGGGGCUCCUCGAAGUGUAAUCCAUCGCGAUGUUAAGACAGCAAAUAUUCUCUUGAAUGACAAUUUUGACCCAAAAAUUGCUGAUUUUGGAAUCUCGAGAAAAGGUCCACCUCUGGAUAAGAGUCAUGUAACAACCUUGGUAAAGGACAGCUUUGGUUAUAUUGAUCCUGAGUAUUUCAGAACAAAAUAUCUCACAGAGAAAUCAGAAGUUUUCUCAUUUGGGAUGGUUCUGAUGGAAGUUAUGUGUGGCAAGUCUGCUUUAGACGACACUCGUCCAACAGAGCAUCUUAAUCUGGCAAAAUGGGCAUUAAGCUGCCAAGAAAAUGGCACCUUUCAUGAGAUUAUAGACCCAUAUUUGAUCGGUAAAGUGAACUUAGAUUCUCUACACAAAGUACGUGAGUUGGCUUGGAAGUGCUUGGAGGAGAGUCGCAUAAAUAGACCAUCAAUGGGGUAUGUACUGUGUGAGCUUGAAGAUGCUCUUCACCUUGAGUUGGCUUUACCAAUUCAGCAAAUUUCUGUGGAUUGUGCCAUCGAUAUGGUUGCAGAGAAUGGAAUCAGGGAUGAAGAGGAACAAGACUUCCCUGCAAAUCUCGUUCUCUCAGUUUAAUGACUUUAAACCCCUC
Molecule: messenger RNA, 2461 nt
Organism: Neltuma alba
Lineage: Eukaryota; Viridiplantae; Streptophyta; Magnoliopsida; Fabales; Fabaceae
Product: receptor-like protein kinase THESEUS 1
Exons: 1
Coding region: 154-2445 (763 amino acids)
Biological process (GO): protein phosphorylation
Molecular function (GO): protein kinase activity; ATP binding
Source: RefSeq, a predicted model, not a curated record